Molecule: messenger RNA, 909 nt
Organism: Dryobates pubescens (Downy woodpecker)
Lineage: Eukaryota; Metazoa; Chordata; Aves; Piciformes; Picidae
Product: elastase-1
Exons: 8
Coding region: 1-909 (302 amino acids)
Biological process (GO): proteolysis
Molecular function (GO): serine-type endopeptidase activity
Source: RefSeq, a predicted model, not a curated record
AUGGUGAAGGACUUUGGCAGAACGCUGAAGAUGUUUCCUGGAUCUAGAGAGGUAAAUCUGGCUUGCUUCCUGUUCCCCAAUGGAGUAUUGUUCAUUCCACAGAGGGGCAAUCUCUGGAAGUCCCUAAGGGAUGUUCUUCAGAAGGAUGUACUGACGGGACGAGUAAUUGGAGGCCAGGAGGCCAAACCACGCAGCUGGAAGUGGCAGGUAUCGCUUCAGAUUGCCUACAGUGACUCCCCAGGGUACUACGCUCACAUUUGUGGUGGAACCCUUAUCAGUGGCCAAUGGGUCCUGACUGCAGCCCAUUGCCUCAGCAUGCCACCAGGAACAAACUAUCGAGUGGCUCUGGGUGAGCACAGUCUCUCGGAGGAGGAGGGCACCGAGUACUAUAUUGAUGUGGAUAGAAUCUUCAUUCAUGAUGGCUGGAAUCCCAGUGAGAUUGACAAUGGCUAUGACAUUGCCCUGCUGCACCUCGAAUCUUCUGCCUAUGCCAAUGGGUUUGUUGAGAUGGGAGUGCUUCCACCUCAAGGAGACAUUUUGCCUGAUUACUAUCCCUGCUAUGUGACUGGAUGGGGGUUGGUUAGUGCCGAUGGCGUCAGUGCUGACAGACUGCAGGAGGUGAUGCUGCCAGUGAUUGGCUAUGAGAUCUGCUCCCAGGAGGACUGGUGGGGUUCUCAAGUAAAACCCACUAUGAUCUGUGCAGGUGGAGAUGGCACAAGGGCUGGAUGCAGUGGGGACUCUGGGGGUCCUCUCAGCUGCUACAGAGAUGAUCACUGGGAAGUCCAUGGGAUUGUCAGUUUUGGGCUUGCUCCUUACUGUAACAUCUACAAGAAGCCGACAGUCUUCACACGUGUAUCAGCCUACGUGGACUGGAUCUACAGUGUAAGUCACUUAGUGCCUGCAAGGUAG